UUGGUUAGUUUCGUGAAGUACUUACAUAUGGAUACAUAACAAAAAAAAAAAAGAAAAUUUAAAUGUGAUUUUAUAUGUCGUGAAAUAAAAUUAUCUCAAAAAUGGUUACCAAAUUUGAUCGAGAGAAAGUUGAACAACAACUUGUUUAUAUAUCUAUUAGUUUAGGAACUAUUUUUGCUUGCAUGAUAUAUACAAAUGGUGGAAAAAAUUGGUCAAUAUUAGGAAAACUAGAAUCACUAAUUCUACCAAUUGUAUUUGUGGGUCUUUUAGUUAAAGUGUGUAUGACAAAAUAUUACAGUAGAAAAGAAAAGGAUUUAUUAACACAGCAGAAAGCCAAACGAAAAAGCGUAUAUUUACCUCCUCGAGAAAUUGUUGGUGGAUUAAUACUUCAAUUAGUGUGCUGUUUAUUAUAUGCUUUUAUUUGCAUUAUAUUAGGUGCACCAGUUUUGCAAAACUAUGAAGAGACAUUCGUUUUAGCUUUGUUGUUAACUAUAACUACAGUAUCCCCAGCUGUUUUAAUAUUGGGGGGAAGCGGAGCUUUGCAACUAUGUUUUUGUGAAAAAGUGGAAUAUUAUUCAAAAAGUGACGAAAUUUCUUUAAAUAUUCACAAGUACGAAUUAAUGGGAACCUUGUUUGGGGCAUGGGCAGCAUCUGUUGUAUCUCCCUUAGAUUGGGAUAGAGAUUGGCAGGCUUAUCCAAUCCCAAAUGUAAUUGGAGCUUUACUGGGUAAUGCUAUUGGUAAUUUGAUAGUUUGGACGAAAGUCCUGUUUUCAACAGCAAAAGUAUUUUUUAAAAAAACUAAGUAGUUAUGUUUUUAUAUUGUUUUUCAUAAAAUAAUUAUAACCUGAUAAAAAAUUAAUGUAUCCCAUCCUUUUUUUUAAAUCUUAUCAAUUUUAUAAAUCCAUUAAAAAAAAUAUCAUCUUCUAGUCAUUAAAAAAAGUAU
Condylostylus longicornis is the source of this 943-nucleotide messenger RNA. RefSeq lists its product as uncharacterized. The transcript is spliced from 2 exons. Gene Ontology annotation, cellular component: endoplasmic reticulum membrane. NCBI's taxonomy places the organism in Eukaryota, Metazoa, Arthropoda, Insecta, Diptera, Dolichopodidae. The record is from RefSeq and is a predicted model, not a curated record. The coding region runs from base 102 to 806 and encodes 234 amino acids. Gene Ontology annotation, biological process: GPI anchor biosynthetic process.